AUGGAGUCAUCUCAAGAAAUUCAAAGUGGGACAAAACAGAAGAGAAAUGAAUCAUUUGAGGAGACACAGAAGAAUCUGAGGAAAGCUCUAGAUGAGCUUAAGAACUUGUUAAAGGAAGGCAAAGAUCAAAAUGACCCUAUGGUGAAAGACACUGAAGAUCGGAUCCGAGUAGCAUUGGAUGUCCCAAAAGAAAGUUGGGCUCAAGGUCAAACUUUAAAAGAUCUCAUAGAGAAUAUUUAUAGUAAACUCAAUGUUUUGGAAAGCUCCUCAUUCUCACUAGAGAACAUUUCAGAUGAGGAUGUUCUGAAAAGUGCAUCUGGAGGUUUGUGUCUCCAAGGUGUUUACAAAACUGGGAAUUUGAAAGACCUGCUGGAAACAAGACAGCAGCUGAUUGAGAUCCCUGAAUCUUUCUCACUUUGUGGACCUGAGCAGAGUUUUGCACUACCUUUCUUAGUACCCAACCCAUGUACCGAAGACCUGGAAUUCCCUCUUUGGCCUCUAAGGCACAUCAAAAAGUCAUGGAAAAGUAUGACAAGUGCAGACAACCCUGGAAAAUACCAAACCAGGCAAAUGUUUAGCACACCGGUGGCAGUUGUCUCUUUUUUAAGGUUGGGAACCUCUUUCACCUCCAAAUCUCAAAUUCUGAAUUCUGUCAUUAGCAAACAGAGACACAAUGUGUUCUUCAAUCGGCACUGUAAAGGCAGUGCUCCAAACAGCAAGCUUAUGAAUGGGGUUGUCGAGAUCGCCUGGUACUGUCCAGGAGGAAAGAAGGAUGACAUAUUUGAUGACUGUGUUGCGUUUCUAAACCUUCAUGGUGAAGCAAAAGAACAUCGACAGCAACUUCAAUUUCUGCAGGCAGUGAGUACGGUGAACGUGCUCCUAUUGUCAGAACAGCCACAGGAUGAAGAAACAAAAACAAUUUGUCAAAAUCUCUCUCAGUCUCCUGUCCCAUUGAUUUGCCUAUUUUCUGGAAGUGAAAGGGUUCAGGAUUCAAAAAAUCCACUCAAAGUGAGACUAGCUGCCAAGAACAGGAAUGAAGCAGAGUUAACAGAGGAACUCAUAACCAAUAUCAAGCAAUGCAUUACAAAAUCUCACAAGAAGCAGAGCAUUGAUAACUGUUCUAAAGAAGCAAGAAAACUAAAGUUCAAAGUUGAUGAGGACAAGCAGUCAUUCAAAGAUGGACAUGCACUGGCACAGACUUUAGUUUGUUUGCUGAAGGAAAAACUCAUUUCAGAUUUCAAAAAGGAGUUUCUGCCCCUGCAUGGUGAACUGUGGCAUAACUGGUGCUUGAAAAAUAAGCAGCAAUAUCGCCUGAGUUGCAAGACAAAUGUAAGCAUUGAACAACAACAAAGUGUGAUUGUAAGUGACAUGAAAGCCACACGUCAAAAACAGAGGAAAACAGCUUUGCCACUUAAUGAUUUCAUGAGAUCAUUCUUGGACUGUUUAACAUCAAGUGGUCAUUCAGAAGAUACAAAAUUCUACAUGCUGCAAUGGCUCAGAGUUUUACUCGAUGAGUUAACUUCUGACCACCUUGCAAGACUUGAGGAGAAUUACCACUUAACUUGGUCCCAAAUGAGAAAUGUCCCCAAGACUAAGGAGAAAGCAGAAGAAAGUGAUAUGAUCAGAAAACAGCUUAAUUCCAUCUCUGAAAAGAUGGCUGCGAGUACAAUUGGAUUACAGCACAUCAUGAGAGAGGUCGGUCAGAUGUAUGAAUGUUCUGAUGAACAGUCUGUUGCUGCUCUCCCUGCAAUAGGAGCUGAAAUGCUAAUUUCAGGAUACCCACUAGAGCUGAUGGAUGGGGACGAAUCACAUGUACCCCUUAUUUGGGUACAAGCUGUCCUGAAGAGUCUCAUUGAUAAGCUUGGGGACAAAAAGGUGUAUGUGCUGUCUAUCUUGGGACUCCAAAGCUCAGGUAAAUCAACCUUGCUGAAUACUAUGUUUGGUCUUCAGUUCACUGUAAGUGCAGGGAGGUGUACGCGCGGUGCUUUUAUGCAGAUGAUAAAGGUGGACGAGAAAAUCAGAGAGGAGUUUGGCUUUGAUUUUUUACUGGUUGUUGACACCGAAGGUCUUCGCUCUCCUAAAAAGGAACAGUACUUCCAGAUGUUCCAAAACUAUUGCAAAGGAGCCAACUCAGUGACAAUUUUUGCUGAAUUUUUAUCCAAAAACAUUCUGUCUGCAGCUGAAGAGGCAAUUUACAAUAGAAUUUGUCUGGACAUCGUCAAUAUUAUGAAAUGCAACAACCCAGCAUUCAGUGGCAACAGAUGCAACAUUGAAAAUCAUAUACUGAGGAAUCUUGCAGAUCAAGAGGAAUUUCAGUCAUGCAAAAAAUAUAUUUUGAACCCAAAGAUGUAUUUGAAAAGUUUUAUUGGAGAACAUUGGGCUCAGUGCCCUUUCUGCAAGGCCAUCUGCACAAACACAAUCUGUGACCAUUCUGAUGACCACACCAUGCAGUUUCACCGGUCCCCUGCUCUAGGUAAUUGGCAUUAUCAUGAAACAGAUGAAUUUUUAAUUGAUUUCUGCAGUACUAAAAUAAGCAGUGAUGAUUCAUUCAUGAUCCAUCCAGAUAAAAAAAACGAUCCCCUAUAAGUCCUAAAAAGAUGGUGGUGACCCUUAUGAUAAGUGGAGCAUCACCGCAGAUGGGAGCACACAGGGUUACUGGAAAUGGUUUGUUUUCAGGUUUCAGAAGGAGUGGGGGCAUAGAUGUGGAUACAAAUUUAAAGGCGAAGGUGCGAUUCCUGACAGCUGGAAAAAAAUUGAAAAGAAAUCAGUGCUGGAGGAAUUAAACAUGAGACAAAAACUACUGCAAUGAUGCAUAUGCAUGAUAAAUCUCACAAGGAAAUGUGUAGCGUUUUAGUUAUAGACAUUGUGUACAUGUGCAAAUGGAAAAUAAAGCAUUUAUCAUUAUCAUUAAUCAUGGGGUAAAAAAGUGUAAACUUUCAAUCUUUAACCAAAGUCCCCGGUGUUGUAGGGGUUACGGUCCCACGGUUCUGUUUGUAUUUUAUCCUCAUUAUUUUUUUCUUAUUAUAAUUUUCUUAUUUUUUCUUGUUUUAAAAUGUCUGUUAAGCACUUUGUAAACCAUGUGGUUAAAACAGUGCUAUAUAAAUGAAGGUUGAUUGAAAAUACACAGCCUAUGGAUAUUAACAAAGCAUGUAUGACCUUAUUUUGAUUUAAUGUUAAUUCUUGACAUUACGUUCUAAUUAAAAAAAGAUAAAUAUCUUUAGAUCUAAUUAUCAUUAAAUAUCUGAAUGUAGCUAUUAGUGGGAAAAAAAUGAUUUAGACGACUUAGAUUCUGUUUUAUAUUAGUUAUUAUUCCAAGCACAAACAUCCUAAUUAAAUUGGUCUCAUUGUAACUGAUCUUUAAUAUGUAGUGACAUAUAUUACUGCUUAAACUGCUUGAUAUUAUAUGUGCUCCUACCAUGCUUGUGUGUAAUAUCUGUUUUUGCAGUGAAAUAUGCAGUAGAACCUUGGAACUCGAACGCCUCUUAACUCAACCAACUCAGACAUCAAAUGGGUUUGUCAAAUUUUUUUCAACUUGUACUGUACCACAACCAAAAUCUUGGAACUUGACCGUUCCUGCUAAAAUUUGUAUGAGUCGAGACGUGUCCAACUAAACCAAUUUGAACUUUGAAUGGGUCUGUCAAAAAACACCUAGCAAGUCGACCGAAAAACAUGACAAAACGAAACAGACACGCUAAAACUAAUACGGAUCGAGACGCAUCUCUGUUGGGCUAAAUAAAGGCAGACGGGCCUACUGGGAUGCUGAUUCUUAUGAAUCGCAGUUAAUCUCGCCGUAACUCAGCCGAGUUUGACGUACGAAAGCUGUGCUUCUGUGUUCAGUGUGAUUUUUUUGUGCUUUAGCUACAGUACAUUUAGUGAUAUAGUAAUCAUGGCCCCUAAGAAAGUGAGCAGUGAUAGCAGCAAACCAAAGAGGAAAGCAGUGAGAGUAACUGUAGAACUUAAAAGGAAAUGAUAGCGAGACUUGAAGGUGAUGCACGUGUGUCUGCUCUCACUGCAGAUUGUGGGAUUGUCAUUUAUUUCAUGUUUAUUGUUUUUGUAUGUGUUCUUUUUCAUGUGGGUAUUAGUUUUAUGUUGAUUGUUCAUGUUUUUUUUUAU
This is a messenger RNA of Paramormyrops kingsleyae, 4113 nucleotides long. The record is from RefSeq and is a predicted model, not a curated record. NCBI's taxonomy places the organism in Eukaryota, Metazoa, Chordata, Actinopteri, Osteoglossiformes, Mormyridae.